Molecule: messenger RNA, 879 nt
Organism: Schistocerca piceifrons (Central American locust)
Lineage: Eukaryota; Metazoa; Arthropoda; Insecta; Orthoptera; Acrididae
Product: piggyBac transposable element-derived protein 4-like
Exons: 1
Coding region: 1-879 (292 amino acids)
Source: RefSeq, a predicted model, not a curated record
AUGCCACAACGAGGGGACACCAACUAUGAUAAACUUUAUAAGUUGCGUCCUUUCCUAGAAAGAAUUUCACAUAACUUUCAGAAAGCACUUAAUCCAAAUGAAUGUAUGGCAGUGGACGAAUCAAUGAUUAAAUUUAAAGGAAGAUUUUCUAUAAAACAGUACUUGCCAAAGAAGCCUAUCAAGAGAAGCUACAAUGUGUGGGUACUAGCAGACAAAUCUGGCUAUGCAUGGAAACUGGAUAUUUACACAGGAAAGAAAGAUAAUGCUGUGGAAAAGAAAUUGGGAGAAAGAGUUGUGAAAGACUUCACUGAAAAUAUUAAAGGUAAGGAUCACAGAGUUUACUUUGAUAAUUAUUUCAGUAGCCCAGAUCUCCUUCGAGAUUUGAAAGAAAACAAAAUACAUGCCUGUGGUACAGUGAAUCCAAGUAGAAAAUUUUUACCUAUGCUGAAAAGUGACAGGGAAAUGAAAAGGGGUGACUAUGUUUGGGCUACUAGCAAUACAGGCCUUAGUGUGAUGAAGUGGAAAGAUAAGAGAUCCGUCCAUCUGCUUUCAAAUUUCCAUGAUCCAACUCAAGCAACAGAGGUUACAAGAAAGGAAAAAGAUGGAAAUGAAAUAAAUGUUUCUUGCCUCAUUGCUCUCUCUGAUUACAAUGCCAACAUGAAUUGUGUAGAUAAAUUUGACCAGCUGAAGGGCGUAUAUGAAACUGACAGAAAGUGGUGGCACAGAAUAUUUUGGUACUUUAUUGAUGCCACCGUGGUGAAUGCUUUCAACAUCCAUAAAGAAAUGAAGUUGCCUAAGAUGACUCAGAAGGACUUCAGAAGAGAAAUCGCAAGGGAUUUAGUGGCACCUGCCUUGGUAGCUUCAAGAGGUAAAAAGUGA